UGCCAACAAAAGUCUGAUUGACAAUAUCUUGCAGCGGCUGGCAUCUUUGCAAGGUAAGCUACAGUAAAGCCAAAUACAAGGCUACGUAAGGCGAGAAAGAAAUUGGCUGCGAUACAGAAUGGCUAGAGGACAAGGUGUGAACCAGGAACUGUCUGUGAUCUUGAACCAGCUAUGGGCAGCUGAUGAGAAUCGUCUGAAGCCUGGGAAAGAUUACACAAUCCGACUGCAGGGGAAAGCAGGGUAUGUUGCUCCAGGCAGUAACAAUGCCAGAGAUAGAGCUUCGUUGCCUCUGUUCACCUACGUGAAUGAGGAGCGGCUGAAAAGCAUAAAGACUUAUGAAACGUUUAUAUCCCUGCUGGACAACUAUGAGAUGUCAACUGGGGUUUCGGAGACUGUUACAUCUGAAGAAGUCGCCGAGAACAACCGCUUUCUUGAUGCUGUUUUAGGGACUAAAGUUAUGAAGCUUGCUCACCAGUAUCUGGUUGGUAAAAAACAGGCCAGGCCAGACCCCAAGGAAUUUAAGACCCAGCUGUAUGACAUUUGGUUUCAGCUUUACAACAGGGACAGAAGCAGCGGAGCGGACUCCUGUGGAUUUGAGCAUGUUUUUGUUGGAGAGACCAAAUAUGGCAAAGAAAUCAUGGGGCUCCAUAAUUGGAUUCAGUUCUACCUGCAGGAAAAGCAUAACCAUGUUGAUUACAAAGGUUAUAAGGCAAGAGACAACAAAGACACGCCUGAUGAAGAUGAUCAUGUUUUAAGCCUUCAGUUCAGCUGGAAGGGAUUGGUGAAGCCAGUCGGCAGCAGUUUCAUCGGUGUGAGCCCUGAGUUUGAGUUUGCAGUCUACACCAUUGUUUUCAUGAUGUCCCAGGAUAAAGUCACCAGUGCAAUCGUGAGAGUGGAUGAGUAUCAGCUGGAGGUGGUCGUGUGCCGCCAUGGGAGGUGCAUUGGAACGUCCUAUCCAAAACUUCUGAGCAGCAACAACAGGCAGUGAAAUGAGCACAGUGUGUUCUGCUCUUUUUCUUUUUCUUUAACUCUUUCCAAAUGCUAGUCUUGCCAGAUAUGGUCAGUCAUGAAAGUGUGUUUCUUUAGCUCAGUGCCUUAAAAGAUGACUCGUUAUCGAUCUAUUCUGACAUUUCAGUCACGUAACAUUACAUAGAUGAGCCACAUCAAAGAGAUACUUUACAUAAUUGUCCUAAUAUCAUAUUGCUUAAUAUCCUAAUAUGUGUUUUAUAUGAUUCUUCAUUGUUCUUUCUGCUUAGAUCAUUAUUUAAACUGAAGCCUGUUGCAUUAAGGAAGCAUGAAGAAUUUUUUUUUAGAAGCUAUUUCUGUUGGAAUAAUUAUAAGCUUAAUGAUCUAAUUAGAAAUAACUAUUUAACAUUAAAGAAAUGAAACAGUAGAACAGAGCAGAUGGUAUGCCUUCAGAAGAUUUAUAAACCUGUAGUGGCCUGCAUAAAUGUUUUUUUUUUUUUUUUUAAAUGGAAGUUCUGUAUGUUUUAAACUGUUUACAAACAAAGUGUAUUCAGAAGUACAUGUCUGGGUCAUUCAUUUCAAUAAGUAUGCUUUAAAAUGUUAUAUACUGCAGGUUUGUGUUCUAAAGCAGUGCCUUGUAUGUAUUUCUUUUUUCAUUUUGUGAUUAAAUUGACAUUUUGACUAAA
Molecule: messenger RNA, 1652 nt
Organism: Acipenser ruthenus (sterlet)
Lineage: Eukaryota; Metazoa; Chordata; Actinopteri; Acipenseriformes; Acipenseridae
Product: poly(U)-specific endoribonuclease-like
Exons: 7
Coding region: 119-988 (289 amino acids)
Molecular function (GO): RNA endonuclease activity
Source: RefSeq, a predicted model, not a curated record